CUUAACAUGGACUCAUAAUUUUGUUGUUGACCUGAGAAAGCAGAAAAGAUUGUAUUGGAUCGGGGACGAUGGUUUUACAGAAUAGUGGAAAAUACAAGGCGGACGACGAGGAAAAACCUGAAUCAAGCGGACGUGAAGAUUCCACCGAGAAACGAUUACAAAGAGCUAAUUUAAAUGAUGAAAUUGAUCUGAGAUUUGGUUACAGUCGAUAUAAAGAUCCACAAGAAAUAACAGGAUGGCUUAUCAACAUGCACCCGACCGAUAUAUUGGAUGACAAUAAAAGACUUGUAUCAGCUGUUGAUUAUUACUUCCUACAGGAAGAUGGAGGUCGUUUUAAAGCAACUCUACCAUUUAAACCCUAUUUUUAUGUGAUUACUAAAAAAGACUGUGAAAGAGAAGUCGCAUCAUUUUUAACGAGAAAAUUUUCUGGUAAAAUUGCAUCCAUUGAAAGUGUAACAAAAGAGGAUUUAGAUCUGGCCAAUCAUCUUGUAGGGUUGAAACGUAAAAUGUUGAAGUUGUCGUUUAUUAGUACUGAAGAUUUGAUGAAAGUUAAACGUGAAGUUUUCUCCGCGGUGAAAAAGAACAAAGAACGAGAAAAAUCUAAUGAUGCCUACACCACCAUGAUGACAAGCCAUUUAACAGGAGAAGCAAGUUCUGUUUCUAAGAAAAUAUCUGAUCAAAUGGAGAAUAUGAUUGAUAUCAGAGAAUAUGAUGUACCAUACCAUGUACGUGUGUCCAUUGAUAAAGAGAUAUUUGUCGGCCAUUGGUAUUCUGUACGUGGUAGAGGAAGUGAACCAAUCGAAUUACGACGUAGAGAUGAUCUGGUUGACAGACCUGAUCCUGUUGUAUUUGCAUAUGAUAUUGAGACAACUAAAUUACCGUUAAAAUUUCCUGAUUCGGCUACAGAUCAAAUAAUGAUGAUAUCCUACAUGAUAGACGGACAGGGUUAUUUAAUCUGUAAUCGUGAGAUUAUAGCCGAAGAUGUUGAAGAUUUUGAAUAUACACCAAGACCAGAAUUUGAGGGACCAUUUAUUAUAUUUAAUGAAACAGACGAGGUUGCGUUAAUCCAGAGAUUUAUAGACCAUAUUGUAGAAGUUAAACCACAUAUAUAUGUCACAUAUAACGGUGAUUUCUUCGAUUGGCCGUUUGUAGAGGCAAGAGCCGGGUUUCAUGGGAUAGAUUUAGAACGAGAGAUCGGAGUAUGUAAAGAUAGUCAAGGAGAAUAUAAAUCUAGAACUGGAAUACACAUGGAUUGUUUUAAGUGGGUAAAACGAGACAGCUAUUUACCUGUUGGUAGUCAGAAUUUAAAAGCUGUAGCUAAAGCUAAGUUACGUUAUGAUCCAGUAGAAUUAGAUCCAGAAGAGAUGUGUAGAUUAGCUAGUGAAGAACCACAGGUUUUAGCUAACUAUUCUGUAUCAGAUGCUGUAGCUACGUAUUAUCUAUAUAUGAAAUAUGUUCAUCCAUUUAUCUUUGCCUUGUGUACAAUUAUUCCUAUGGAACCAGACGAGGUUCUACGUAAAGGCUCUGGUACACUGUGUGAGGCGUUGUUGAUGGUGCAGGCGUAUCACGCUAAUAUUGUGUUCCCUAAUAAACAAGAGUCUAUAUUAAAUAGAUUAACGGAGGACGGCCAUGUUUUAGAUUCAGAGACGUAUGUCGGAGGGCACGUAGAGGCCAUAGAAUCUGGUGUUUAUAGAGCAGAUGUACCAGCUAGAUUUAGAAUGGUACCAGAAGCGUUUCAAACAUUGAUAGAUAACGUUGAAAGAACAAUGAAGUUUUGUAUUGAAGUAGAAGAAAAAAUACCAUUAGAUCAAGUUACUAACUUUAAAGAGGUUUGUGAUGAUGUAACAGAGAAAUUAUCAAUGUUACGAGAUUGUCCGAAUAGAUUAGAGAAUCCUAUUAUUUACCAUCUGGAUGUUGGUGCCAUGUAUCCUAAUAUUAUAUUGACCAACAGAUUACAGCCACCAGCUAUAGUUGAUGAAGCGACAUGUGCUGCGUGUGAUUUUAAUAAACCUGGUGCCGUCUGCCAGAGAGAUAUGUCCUGGAUGUGGAGAGGAGAGUUCAUGCCUGCAUCAAGAAAUGAAUUUCAUCGAAUACAACAACAGUUAGAGAAUGAGAAAUUCCCACCUCAAUAUCCUGGUGGUGAACCUCGAGCCUUUCAUCAGUUACAUCGAGAAGAACAGGCAACUAUAGAGAAAAAACGAUUAGCAGAUUAUUGUCGAAAAGCUUACAAGAAAACCAAAUCUACAAGAAUGGAGGAGAGGGUUGCUACGAUAUGUCAAAGAGAAAAUUCAUUCUAUGUGGACACAGUACGAGCUUUCCGUGAUCGUCGAUACGAGUUUAAAGGCUUGGUAAAGGUGUGGAAGAAGAAAUUGUCAGAAGCAGAAGGAAGUAAAGAUGCAGCUGAAAUCAAGAGAGCGAACGGAAUGGUGGUACUGUACGAUUCGUUACAGUUGGCUCAUAAAUGUAUCCUCAAUUCUUUCUAUGGUUAUGUUAUGAGAAAAGGAGCUAGAUGGUAUAGUAUGGAAAUGGCUGGUAUUGUAUGUUAUACAGGAGCCAGUAUUAUCACUAAAGCUAGAGAAAUUGUAGAACAGAUUGGUCGUCCCCUAGAGUUAGAUACGGAUGGUAUUUGGUGUAUAUUACCUGCCACCUUCCCUGAAAAUUAUGUCAUCAAAUCUACGAACCCCAAGAAAUCUAAAGUAACCAUAUCAUAUCCUGGCGCCAUGUUAAACGUCAUGGUUAAGGAUUUUUUCACUAACGAACAGUAUCAGGAACUGGACGAUCCCGUCACCAUGAAAUAUUCCGUUCGCCAGGAAAACUCCAUUUUCUUCGAGGUUGACGGACCGUAUCUUGCUAUGAUUUUACCGGCCUCGAAGGAAGAGGGAAAAAAGUUAAAGAAGCGCUAUGCUGUGUUCAAUUUUGACGGCUCAUUGGCCGAGUUGAAAGGAUUCGAAGUCAAAAGGCGUGGAGAGUUGCAAUUAAUCAAGAUUUUUCAGUCGUCCGUCUUCGAGGCGUUUUUAAAAGGAAAGACAUUAGAAGAAUGUUAUGAAGCUGUUGCUAAGAUAGCUGACUACUGGUUGGAUGUUUUAUACAGUAAGGCGGCUAACAUGCCGGACUCAGAAUUAUUCGAACUUAUUGCAGAGAAUCGAAGUAUGUCCAAGAAAUUAGAAGAGUACGGCAGCCAGAAGUCAACAUCCAUCAGUACCGCAAGACGUUUGGCUGAAUUUCUGGGGGAUCAAAUGGUUAAAGACGCUGGUCUCAGUUGUCGUUACGUUAUUUCUAAAAAACCUGACGGUGCACCGGUCACAGAACGAGCCAUCCCAUUGGCUAUCUUUCAGGCCGAACCAUCAAUCAAAAAACAUUAUUUGAGAAAAUGGCUGAAACGUCAGGAUCUGAAUGAUUUUGAUAUUCGUGAGAUUUUAGACUGGCAGUAUUAUAUCGAACGUCUGGGUGGCACUAUCAUGAAGAUUAUCACGAUUCCUGCUGCUCUACAGUCAGUGCCCAACCCUGUCCCCAGAAUACCGCAUCCCGACUGGUUACGGAAGAAAUUAUUAGAAAGAAAUGAUGUUUUUAAACAGAAGAAAAUCAGUGAGAUGUUUACAGUUUCUGCUAGACCUGCUAUAGAGGAUGAGGAUUUCCAAGAUAUGAUUCCGUCGUCUCAGAACGGACUAGCAGAUAUUGAAGAUAUAGGUGGUCGUGUAAAUGGUACAAAUAAUAACGGAAUGGCCAUCUCUCAUAAACGUAAACGAGCCCAGUCUGGUAACGAUAGUAUGGAUCAGAAUACACAGAAUACCCAGGGUUCCCAGUCGUGGAGAGAAAUACUUGGUCCACCCCCACCCAUGGGCUCCACGAAGGAGGAGAGAAAAGUAUGGGUUGAAUAUCAUAAAAAGAAAUGGGAAUUACAAGCCAAGGAAAAACAGGACAGAAAACGUAGAAGAACAGAAUUUGAUGUUUCUAAUACAACUAUCACGCCUUCCAGAGGAUUGGGUGGAUUUCUACGUAAAACAGCCAGAAGUAUGAUGGACAUGCCAUGGCAGAUUGUACAGUUGGCAGAAACCGCACAUCCUGGUCAGUUUAAACUCUGGGCUCUAAUUGGUUCCGAUCUCCAUGCUAUGAAGUUGGUGGUACCGAGAAUAUUUUAUGUCAAUCAGAAAACUCCUAAACAAGGCGAAGGUGAACUAUGGAAGAAGAGUAUGAAGACAUUACCACGAUCACAUCCUGUGUUUAAUUUAUAUCAAUAUUCUGUACCAGAAGAUGUCUAUAUACAACAUAUCAAUGACAUUAAUGCGGAUCUGUCUUCACCUGAUAUUGAAGGAGUUUACGAGACCCAGGUACCGUUAGAUUUCCGUGCUUUAAUACAACUGGGUUGUGUUGUCACGGUUAAUAGAGAAUUUGCUAAUCAGAUGUCAGGAAGGGAGACAGACACAUUUGAAAUGGAUAAUCUGGACUUCCGAACGUUGGCUCAGUUUCCAUAUCUGGAGACAGGAUCUAUUAAACAUCUUUACCUUUAUCAACAUUCCAGUGGAACGAAACAGUUGUAUGGUUUAUUUUUUCCGAUGACGAAGAAAGGUAUAAUAUUUGUAGUUGAUACGGUACGAAGUGAUCAGAUGCCCAAUCUAACAGCUUUAUAUAACGCAGAGAGAAACAACAAAGUAACAAGAGGAGCAGACGAAGAUACCCUGCCCCCUGGUGGCCAUAGUUUUGAAUAUAAAAUUGAGAAGGAUAUUCGUCAGGUUUAUCGUACGAUACAGAGAAUGUUAUCAGCUUAUAAGGACGAGAAAAAAGGACCAACAUUUAUCGCUGUACAAUCGGCAUUAGAUUUUGCUCACCUUGUUUCUGUGAUGCCUGGGUUAAGUGAGUUUCCUCUCGUACCUGUUCACAUAACUGACAGUGAUAAUUUAUAUAAUGUAUUAGACUGGCAGAGAACAGGAUGCAGAAGAUUAUUACAACAUUAUCUAAACGUAGAUAUCAUUUUACAGGCAAUGAUGGAACAAUGUCGUUAUCUACAUAUUCCUAUUGGUAACAUGCCAAAAGAUAUAACCUUAUAUGGCUGUGAUUUAUUCUUCGCUCGACAUCUAUACAAACACAAUCAUCUGUUGUGGUGUUCACCGACAGAACGACCAGAUCUUGGUGGAAAGGAAGCGGAUGAUAACAGAUUAUGUAUGGAAUUACAAGAAAGUUCAGCUAUUGAAAUCAAUAAUCCAGGUCACUAUCCAACUGUUUGUGUUGAAUUAGAUUUAACAAGUUUAGCUGUUAAUACAAUUAUAGAAUCAGCUCAUGUAAAUGAUCAUGAGGGUGCUAGUGCUGCUGUGAGUUUUGACACGAUGCCACAAUCGUCGUUAGAAGAGAUGGUACAAGGUCAAGGUGCAGCCACGAUGUUGACAAGUUAUGAUGAAACUGCUCUCUGUUCUACAACUUUCAGAAUAUUAAAGAGUAUGGUCCAUGGUUGGGUACGUGAUGUAACAGCUUAUAGUAACGUCUUCGCUGAUAAUCAAAUUAUACACUUUUACAGAUGGUUGCGAUCCCCUUCCUCACUUCUUUAUGAUCCAGCCUUAAGAAGAACGUUACAUAAUAUGAUGAAAAAAGUCUUUAUGCAGUUAGUAGCCGAGUUUAAACGUUUGGGAUCAAACAUAGUUUAUGGUAAUUUUAAUCGUCUGAUUCUUUGUACAAAGAAACGACAAUUAGUGGAUGCUUUGGCGUAUGUGGAAUAUAUCACCAAUAGUAUUAAGUCACGAGAACUAUUCCAUUUGAUUGACAUGUCAUAUGAACAGUGCUGGGAACUACUCAUGUGGCUCGAUCAGGCUAAUUAUGGAGGAGUGCGGGGGAAAUUACCCUCUGAUCAAUCCCAGAAGGCAGCAGUAAGAGAAAAUGGAGAAAGUGAUGGAGAGGAAAUAGUGGAACAGGAAGAAGAAUUAAAUAAAUCUGAUUCCGAAAAUCAACCAGAAGUUGAGAUGAAUUGGAAUAUGAUGUUAUUUUUACCAGAAGCUGGAGCUUGUCAAACUAACUUUAACAUGUUGAUAGCUGGGUAUAUAUUAUCUGUGUUUAACCAUAUUCAAGAAGAACAAAGACGCUUCACCCCCGGCAACACGCCCCUACAUUGUCGAGAUUCUAGUCAAACUCCGGUUGUCAUAGAUACAUCAGCCACACCAUCUACAAUCUCCUAUUCACAAGAGCUGGUACAUGGAGAGUUAUCUCAACAGAUGUUCUCCUUAACGCAAAAAAUACAAAAGAAAUUAAGUGGAAAUCGGGGUAACCAUGGUGAUAUAGAGAAGUUUCCCCAGUUACCAGGUUCACAUCUACCGUUAAACAACCCAGCUCUAGAAUUUAUUAAAUGUAUAUGUAAGGUUUUAUCAUUAGACAGUAAUAUAACGAUACAAGUCAAUAAAUUACAGAGAGAUUUAUUAAAGUUGAUUGGUGUUGGUGAAUUUUCAUCAGAAUCACAGUUUCAAGAUCCAUGUUUAUCUUACGUCUUACCUGAAGUGAUAUGUAAAUCAUGUAAUCAUGUUCGUGAUUUAGAUUUGUGUCGAGAUCCAUAUCUUACACAAGAUUCUAGUGGGAUGUUAUGGUCGUGUAUACAGUGUCAGACGGAGUAUGAUAUCGUAGAAAUAGAACAGAGUUUAUUAGAGGCUGUUAGUAGAAAAUCUAUGUCCUAUAUCCUACAAGAUUUAAAAUGUGUCAAAUGUAAAGGGGUAAAAGAUAAUAAUAUGAGAAAAUAUUGUUCCUGUGCUGGAGAAUAUUCUAAUACUUUGGAGUUAAAGAAUUUUGGGAAACAGUUGAAGACGUUCCGUGGAAUAGCAAGUCACUAUAAUAUGACGUUAUUAUCUGAAACAGUAGAAUGGAUUAUGAAAAUGAACCCAGGAAUGUGAUAGCAUGUGACGGGAGGGGAUGUUAUCAAUGUGACAGGAGGGAAUGAUAUAAAUGUGAUAACUAUUGUGCUCAUCUGCCCAGCAAAUCAUAGAACAAACAGUAAAUUACAUUGUUUCAAGAACACGGUCAACUAGGAUUCUCUUCAUCGCUUGUUAUUAUGGAGCAAAGGAUACAGUUAUAAACCACAUCUGUUUAAUUGAGCUGGAGAUACACUAAGUCAAAUCGCCUGUGUUGUUAUUGUUUUAAUGUCAUUUAGUAAUUGAACUAGAAUACACAGGUCACAUUCAACCAGGAUUCUCCAGCCAUAUAUUUCUAAAAUCACCAAUAUAUUUUACACAAAUUUUUGUUAUGCCAUUAUUUACAUGAAGUUUUAUGAAUUAAUUGAUACAACUAAUUAAAGAAAAAACUAUGAAGUAGAGUGAAAAUAUUCAUAUACCCAAUCUGAUUAAAACACAGAUCCUAUUACGUUUCGUUUUACAUAGUUCAAGAUCUUGUUUUACUUGUCUUUACUACGACACGAUCUGGAAGAGUUGUUAUAUAACUAGGGCUGGGUAUUGAUAGUGAUUUUUACUAUUGAUAAUCGGCAAUGAAAUGUCGGUCGGUCGAUAAUCGAUAGUAUCGAAAACAAACUUAUUUUCACGGUCGUCAUCAAGACUGGAUACUGUGUAAGUUCAAAGUUCAAAUCCAUACGAAGUUGCGAAAGAUCGUUUGCUCCUGUCUAAGGAGAUUUAUUUGGAAAACAUUAAUAAAACUUGUUAUAUCACGUAUAUAUACGUAAAUUGAUGUUGUUUAUUAUUAAAAUAAUGCAGCCGUUGUUUCCCUAUGAAGAAAUAUCGUAAAUAAUUAUGUUAAGGGACCAAAAUGAACUUGUUCCGAUUCAAAACAUUGCGUACGUGCGUGCGAAAAUAUCAAUAUGGCAGAUGAAUUCUGACGCUUGCAAAGGGAAAUAACUCUAACUUUAUUUACACAUCCGGGUAUCUCCGAUUUAGCGAUAUUCAACAAUAAUUUCUUCAAAACUAAAGUAACAUUUCAAUGAGAGUGAAUUUAUGAAAACAGCUGUUCAAUAAGCAGUCACAAUUUUGUUAUGUGUUACAUUGAUACUUGAUAGUAAUUAAAGUGAGCGGUGUAUUAUGAUUAACUGAAAGAAAACAUUGAGAUUUCAGACGCAAGAAAAAUAGACGAAGAGCGAUAAUCGAUAGUAACCCACCGUUAUCGAUAGUGCUUUUCUGGGCCGUCCAAUCGAUACUAUCGAUUUAUAUCGAUAUUUUACCCAGCCCUAUAUAUAACCUGCGUUCUGGAUGGCGUGAAGGAUUAGCCAAUGAAAUAAUCUGGUGUGAAUUGCCUGGAACUGUGCGGAUAACCCACUGGAAACAUCAUCGCUGAUGUCUGACGUCAUAGGGCCAAAAGCUGCUCGUAUGACCUCUGACACUACCUUCCACUACAACCGAUCAGAUCUUCAUGUAGUGUAGGCUAUCAAAAGUUUUUCAUGUAGUGUAGUCCAUCGAAAGUAUAAAAACAAACGAAAUGAAAUAUAGAUCCGUAUCAUAAAUAGAUUUCAAUAUUUCAAUAUACCAAAUGUGUAUUGCAACUGAUCUGAUAAACCUUCUAUUUGAUGUAUUAUGAUUAUUUUUCUGGUGACAUAAUAAUGAAUCACAGGAAAUAAAUAUAAAUUGGUCUCUGAGCAGAGAUGUAAAAAAAAUUUCAAACGAUUAGUUGAAAGAUUUACAUUCAAACACAAAAUAUAUAUUAACCCAUUUAUUGAAAUGAUAAACUUUAAAAUAUAUUGUGUAGGCCUAUCAAGAUAUCAACAGUGCUGUGUGUAUAUAUAUAAGUAUCUAUAUGAUCAAAUAUGUAAAUAUAUAUGUAAAUAUAACAGAUGGAAACCAUUAAAUAUUUUCUA
This is a messenger RNA of Patella vulgata (common limpet), 8764 nucleotides long. Its product is annotated as DNA polymerase epsilon catalytic subunit A. The coding region runs from base 69 to 6863 and encodes 2264 amino acids. Gene Ontology annotation, molecular function: DNA binding; DNA-directed DNA polymerase activity; single-stranded DNA 3'-5' DNA exonuclease activity. The record is from RefSeq and is a predicted model, not a curated record. Lineage: Eukaryota; Metazoa; Mollusca; Gastropoda; Patellidae. The transcript is spliced from 47 exons. Gene Ontology annotation, biological process: base-excision repair, gap-filling; mitotic cell cycle; DNA replication proofreading. Gene Ontology annotation, cellular component: nucleus; epsilon DNA polymerase complex.